AAGUGCAAAAAGGAAAAAAAAAAAAUCUUUAACAAAAAAAAAAAAGAAUAUUCGAAGUUAAAAUUUAUUAAUGAUAUUAUUCUUCUAAUAAUCCAACCUUGAUGAUUGCUUAUGUGGUGACAUUAGCAGCAUUUUGUGUUUUAUUGUCGUUAUUGUCUAAUUUAUACCUAAGGAUAAAUGUAUUGCUUGCUAUUCAGUUCCACUGUCACGGUUAAAGCUGUUUGAAUUUUAAGACAACGGAUACUGUAUAUGAAGCAAUAGCAGGAGUAGUAUGCAACGCUCUAAAUGACACCAUAUAAUAAAAUAGACGACAUCGUCAGCUACGACGAGGAAGGGGAAUAGUACGAGAGGCUUCUUAACGAAUUUGUGAUUUUUUUUUUUUUUUUUUUUUUUUUUUUUUAUAUAUUCGAUACUUUGAACUAAACCAUUUGAAGGCUUCACUGAAAAAAGACAUAGUUUGUAGUUAAAAUUUAAAUAAGACAGAGUCACUUAGAGAAAGAAAAGAAGAAUUAUAUAGCAGUGCGCAUAAAAUUUUUUGUUGUGAGAGAGUCACCAUGUCACAUGGGGGCGACCAGGAAUGUAUGUAAUAUUUCCAGUUGAAGAACUCAUCUUGAUGACAUACGGUGCCUCUAUACCACGCAUAGCUCCACGACCAACACUUGAUUGUCUGCGUGAACCUAAAGUACCAAUUUAUAUACCUGUCAGAAGUCAACCCAAGUCUUUUGGACUACAAACACCUUUAUCGCCAACAAUUCCUAGUGUUAUAUUUAAGGAUCCCGUCUUAGCAUCAGGUUUUAUCGAACCGGAACCAGUAGCAGUACCGUUUAACAGUGAGAUAAACCUUAGUUGCUUGCCACCACGUCCUUCUCCUUUAUUAAGUGCGAACCGUGGUUCCCUUACUUCGCUGAAGAGAGCGCCUUCCCUUCAAAGGACACCGCAAUUGCCACCUAAAAUACAAACUGAGUCCUUUAAAUAUUCACCUAAUCUGCCCCCUAAAGCACCUAUGUAUAAUGAUUUAAAAAUGCGUGCGGCACAGCAACAAGAACAACAGCAACAGCAGCAACAACAGCAAGGCACGAGCGCAAGUUCUGGUUCGCGACGUCCUACUUUAGAACGUGGCACGGCCAUAAGUCGUGGAAGUACACCUUUGCGCUCUCCCGCUCCUUUAAAUGCCAUAUACGAUGAGGACGAGGCAGCCGGUGGUGGUGGCGAUUAUGCGGCAGGAUCCGCGAGAAGAGAAAGAAGUCCUAGUAUACUAUUGGAGUUAGCGCCGCCCGAUCCAACACAACCUCGAUUAGGCCCCGGUUGGGGUCGACCUAUGUCACCCAUGGAUUUGCCUCCCGAAAAGUCAUCAUCUUCACGAUCUCCAAAAUUACUACUAAAACCUAAAUUGCAUAUACCCCUGGGAAAAUUGGGACGUUCCGUUUCGUCGGAACCAAGAGAAUCAAAUAGACUGCGUGAGGAUCUGCAAUUGCAUGUAGAGAAUCCUAUAUUUAAUACGGAGAAUCUAAGACAAAGAAAUUUCGAUGUGUUCUUUGAUGCCGGAGAGCCGGUAUAUAAACUGCAACCUAAGUCACCGUUAUCUGCGCCUACCGAUUCCGCCUCAGGUGGUAGUAAUUCACCGCCUUUAAGCAAUUAUGCUGGAGUUUAUGAUCCUUUAUCGAAGAAGAGCAACCGAACUACGAAGGGAGGUUUAUUUGCCCGAUCGCCGCGCGAGGAGAGAGCUUUGGCAAUGCGUUCGAAAAGUACAGAUCAUUACGAAGAUGCCCAUGGAGGACGUUCAGCUUCAUUAGGUGCCGGAGGAGCAGCCAGUACAGUUAGUGGCGGCGGUGUCAGCGGUGAAGCUGGCGGUAGUGGCAGUGUGCCCCAGAAAGAUUUCUUGGGAAAAUUUUCAAGUGGUCCAAAAAGUCGUAGUUUGUUUGGGUGGAGGGGACCACAUGGUGGUUCCCUUAACCCCGCACUAUCAACUAGUAUGGCGUCUUAUACGGGUGUACUUAAGGAUUAUGGACACAUUAGUUUAAACGAGGCUUUUAAAUCCCAAAAUAAUGUCAACUUUAAGUUAAUUAAAACCGUAUCCGAUUUUACCGAAACCCUUUCCCAUUUAUAUGAGGAACACGCAACUGCCCUUCAAACCUUAGUAUCCAAUUAUCGUAAGAAAAAUGGCGAAUUGCGUAAAGAGAGACCCGCCUGUCAUUUGUCAAUUUUUCAAGCAUGGGAAACAUUCCUACAAGAGGUCGAAACUGAUUCUCAGGCAUCCAACGAUGUGGCAAGCGUUCUGUCCAGACAGGUGUCACGACCAAUGCUCGAUAAAUCGUUUCAUCGUAAAGUUCAAAGUCGCAAAAUAUUUACACACAGGGAAUCCUUUGAGACUAUUAUCGCAAAGACUGAAGAAAAGCUAUCAAAAUGUCGUCUGGACUACAAGCAAUUUUAUAUGUCACAUCGUCAGAAUCCCACACAGCAUACACUGACAGAAUAUAUUGAUGCCCAUAAUGCGUACGUGCAACAAUUGCAUGCCACAAAUGCCAUGCUUGAGACAUACCAUUGCGAGACGGUGCCGCAACUGAUGCAAGAACUUGAAGAGAUCCAUAAUGAUUUAUACAGUAUUAUAGCCGAUUCAAUAUUAAACGGUGCGGAUUGUAUAGCCAACAAGGCUUCAGAUCAGUCUAAACGUUAUAACAACUUAACAGCGCAAUGUACUUCCAUCUCACCCACGCAGGAUUUGCAAAAUUUUGUGCAUAUUCUAGCGUUACCAUCGCAAGCACAAAAAGUACCAAAACGAGCCUUUGCCCCCCCCGCACCACCCGGUGAAGCCGAUGAUACGGGUGAGGAAAUAGCGCCAAUUUUACGUAAUGAAUUGGUAUUCGAUAGACAUUCAAGCUUGUCAUUGCGUUCCGCAUUGGAAUCACUGAAACGUGAAGCUAUUGAUUUGGAAAUGCAAAUACGGCAACUGCAGGACGCCGUUGAUACGUUAAAUCGUACACAAAUACGUGGCAUUGAAGGCCAACUGUAUAAUAAAGUUAAUGAGAUGCAAGAGGAUCUGUCUAUGAAGAAAUUCGAUUUACACACCAAACAACUGCACUUGGCAGCCAUUAAAACUCAGAAGGAACUAUUCGUGAGCAAAGUUGAUCCGGGUUCACCGCGCGCCGAACGUAAACUUUCCGCAGCCACUGCGCCAUCGAUGAAAACAAAGUGGCUGAAAGCAAUUAAAAGCCUAAAGCCGGCUUCUGGUUCAGCAGUGCAAGCAGAUAGUCCACAACGUUCAAAUCAAAUGUAUCACGCUGUCUCAACUGUUUUAACUUUAAGGCGGAAUGGAGCAGGAGGUGUUUCUUCACAACCCAUACGACCCAGCGAAGAUGGCAGUCAUCACUUACAGGAGUACACGUAUAAAAAGAUAACAGCCUGUGAUGUAUGCUCGCAAAUCUUAAGAGGUCAUACGCGGCAAGGUUUGCGUUGUCGCAUUUGUAAAUUGAAUGCUCAUGGAGACUGUGCCGGUCAGCUGCCCCGUUGCCAACCUAAACAGAAAUUAUUGCGUCGUCAGAAAAGCACGUCCGAAUUAGAAAAUCGCAUUGAAGCCGAAGAAGAAAUAGACGAGGAUACAACGAAAGAAAUAUUUAAUGAUGUUGAGACUGCGAAUGAUUCUAAUCAAAGUCCUAGGAAAUUUCGUCAAAAGACACCAUUCAUCGAUCGCAUUACCAAAUUAGCCGAUAAAUCCGUCCAGAAUGCGGCAAAAGGCCCGGAAGCCGGCAGCUCACAGGCGGACAUACCGAUUGUAAAUGUGCCCGAUUAUCCGGAACGUACCGAUCGGCCGGCAGCAACUGGCAGCAGUGCAACGACAACACGCGUUGGACGACCCGGAGUGCGGCCACCACCAGUGCCUAUGCCCAUUUUGGGCGUACAAUUGCAACAGCAAGAAUUGCAGCGCAGCGGUCUCGGUGGAGGCGGUAUACCGACCAUAAGUGGAGGAGCACUGCCAGUACCGACACAAGAUCUCUCUAGUAGCUCAGCUCCCUCUAGUCCUUCACAUCAGGGACGUAAACUGCUGUACGCUACACGUGGUAUGCGUGGUGGUAGCGUUGAUUUACCCGAUGAUAUGGAUAAAUCGCAAUCAUCAGCCAGCACUUCGCCUUGCCCAUCACCUAAAUCUCAUCGUUUAUUGCCAACCAAUUUAUAUGUAGUUUUAUACAAUUUUAAAGCCCGUCAUGCUGACGAAUUGGACUUGAAAGCCGGUUACAAGGUCACUGUUAUCGAUACCUCAGAUCCGGACUGGUGGAAGGGUAAAGCAAUGGGUCGUGUCGGCUAUUUUCCUUCCAAAUAUGUUGUACGCUUGAAUGCAAAUGAAAAGCCGUUGCAAGUAACGCAUAACCUUCAAGUGUCGGAUGGCGAGCGAGGCGAAAAUAUGACUCUAUUACGUGAUCAAAUUGUCAUACAGACGGGCAACGAAAUGAAUGGUAUGGUAAUGGUACGGUCGGCCGAUAAUCGACAAGGCUAUUGUCCUGUCAAAUAUCUGCAGGAAGUGUGACAGCCAGAAGAACCGCCCUGUGAACGCGACAAACCGCCGCAAAAAUCAUCACUGUCAUCCAAAUUGCUUGACAAAGGCAAACGUAAAAUACGCAUCGUUGUAAC
Glossina fuscipes is the source of this 4623-nucleotide messenger RNA. RefSeq lists its product as uncharacterized. Gene Ontology annotation, biological process: positive regulation of protein localization to plasma membrane; skeletal muscle contraction; positive regulation of voltage-gated calcium channel activity. The record is from RefSeq and is a predicted model, not a curated record. Gene Ontology annotation, cellular component: extrinsic component of cytoplasmic side of plasma membrane. NCBI's taxonomy places the organism in Eukaryota, Metazoa, Arthropoda, Insecta, Diptera, Glossinidae. Gene Ontology annotation, molecular function: protein binding.